This is a messenger RNA of Camelina sativa (false flax), 754 nucleotides long. RefSeq lists its product as uncharacterized. Gene Ontology annotation, molecular function: protein binding. NCBI's taxonomy places the organism in Eukaryota, Viridiplantae, Streptophyta, Magnoliopsida, Brassicales, Brassicaceae. The record is from RefSeq and is a predicted model, not a curated record.
AGUGGGUUAGCUACGAGGAGGCCUAAUCGAUGUUGUAGAGCUUUUUUUCUUCACACCUUCCUUGUAGGGUUGAAGUGAGAGAACUUUACAUUGAUAGAUCGUAAUAAAAAGGCCAACUCGAGAUUUUCCGUUCUUGUGGUCAGUGAUUCAACCUUAAUCGAUCUAGGUCAUUCGAUUUCUUUCUUAUCUUAGUCUAUUUUUGAUCGGAAUCGGCAGCGGAAGAAGAGUGAAUUGGUCAUCCUUGUAUUGCCAUGGCCAUGUAUAUUCGUGUGAAGCGCAUGAAAACAACUUACUUUAUCCAAUGUGAUCCAACAGAGACUGGUUUGGAUGUUAAGCAAAAACUGUUUGCCCUCAUUGAGCAGCCAGUUAGCAAGCAGCGUCUGGUUUUAAUGUCUACUGAAGAAAUAUUAGAGGACUCAAAGACUUUAGCGGAUCAGAAGGUUGAGAAUGAUGCAGUCGUGGCUCUGGCUUUGAGGAAAGAUGAUAACGAGUUUGAGGAUGUCAACAUUGCGCAGCCCACCGACUUCUCAAUUUCAUGAAGAGUUGAUUCAAACACAAGGGAAGGGAGAAGCUAUAAACGCCGGAAGCUAUUAUUUCUUUGUGUCAUCUGCUUGUUGUGUCAACCGCCUAUUUAGUUGUUACAGACAAUUGUUGUAAGUAAAAAAGAUAUUGAGAUUUGGAAGUUUGAUUGCAACUUGCAAGAUGAUUUAGUUUUUUUCAAUGAAGUAAUAAUAACAGACUCGUAUAUUUCACU